CUAGCGGUAGGUUUGUACUUUUUCAAGAAGAAAGACAAAGCAAUCCACUGCCCGUAAGCGCCUCACCGCCUCAGCUCAACGGUUCAACCAAACCAAACUAUCCAACCGUCGUGUUACAUCGGUGUUAUUCAGUUAUUGUUAACCGGUGAUCAGUGAUUCCUGUUGCUGUUAUUGUCUUUUUGUUCGACUUGUUGGAAGUGUUUGAAAUCGAUAUGUAAGUCCUACUCUUAAAUUUUCUUGUGGAAAUAAUGUCAGAUCAAGAGGACAGACCUUCUUCCGGUCAUAAUGCUUCUUUAAGCUCAAUUAAUGAAGGAUCUCCUUCGGCACUCCUACCGAAUCCCAUCAUAACGAAGAGAACAAGAACUCAGUCCAUGUUGGAACUAGCUUUAGAUAACCCUGUUGAACAUGGUGUGAUUAAAAGUUUUUGCAGAGUAAAGGGUCAUGGCUUCAUCAAGAAAGAUGAUGGUGAUGAAAUAUUUGUACAUGUGUCAGACAUUGAUGGAGAGUAUGUUCCAAGAAUUGGAGAUGAAGUAUCUUUUAGAAAACUACUAGUUCCACCAAAAUUAGAGAAAUACCAGGCCGUUCAUGUUCAAAUAACGAAUUUCACUCCGGAGGUUCAUCAGCGUUGGACAUCAGCUCUUACAGCGGAAGAAAGUCACGAAGGGUCGAGACCAAAUUCGCCCAGCAGCAUGAACGUAGAUUCAUAGUCCCAGUUGUCCUUAAUCAUGACACAAAUGUCUUCAUAAUUCCUAUCAACUAAGCUCUACAACUUUUUUCCUGAACCAUUCUAUUUAAAUAACACCCUUUUUGUUGAUUGUUCAGACUACAAAAAACAUCAUUCAUCAUGGUCUCCUCUAUGUUAACAUUAUGUUUCUCAUUCUUAAUCACAUGAAAUCCUGAUUAAUCUUAUAAUUUAUUUUGAUUAAUGAAAGCACAACAUCUUGAUUUGUGACAUUGUUAAAUUGCAGUCAAAUGGGGGAAAUCUUUGGAGUAGUAAACAUUUAACAAACUUAA
Messenger RNA from Daphnia pulex (common water flea), 1014 nucleotides. RefSeq names its product cold shock domain-containing protein CG9705-like. Gene Ontology annotation, biological process: regulation of mRNA stability. The transcript has 6 exons. Gene Ontology annotation, cellular component: cytoplasm. Gene Ontology annotation, molecular function: mRNA 3'-UTR binding. NCBI's taxonomy places the organism in Eukaryota, Metazoa, Arthropoda, Branchiopoda, Diplostraca, Daphniidae. The record is from RefSeq and is a predicted model, not a curated record. Bases 249 to 707 code for a protein of 152 amino acids.